Messenger RNA from Strongylus vulgaris, 492 nucleotides. The record is from the annotation of a GenBank genome assembly. Lineage: Eukaryota; Metazoa; Nematoda; Chromadorea; Rhabditida; Strongylidae.
AUGUUGUCAGCGGAACACGAUAGUCGAAAAGGCUUAUGCGGUACUUCUUUAGACUUCUCCUUCCUUGGGCUGCUUCCAAAAGUUUCGAUUGCCUGUACUCUAGAAGAUCUUCUUGCAAAGCUUCUGCAACUGGUACUGGCUACCAGUCGCUCGAGACGUGAUGCAGUCGAAUCCGUUCAUAAUGUUCUCCUUCACUCUAGCUCCUUGGUUUUCGAAGUUUGCUCCAAGUUCCUUGUUCGAGACAUUGAGGCCUUGUCUUCUGAGAAACAGGUCGUAGUCCUUCAUUGGGUACGCUUCGAGGAGCAGUCAGAAGUGGUCAGGAGCCAAUCUGAAGCCGUUAUAUACGAAUUCCCUCCUUCCUCUAACACGGUGACAAAACUUCUUUUUCAGGUGGGCUUAAUUGCACGUUUGGUCGAAGGAAACGGUGAUCUAAACCACUGCUCAAGGAUGGUACCACUGAGAUGUCCAGUAAGCACCACCUUCGGUUGGUGA